GUAUGUUUCCUUGGGUGUGUCUGGCCACGUUGCCGGUGUUCUGCAGGACCUCCUGGCCUCGACCUCUCCUGGCCUCCGUCACCGCCCUCUUGCCUCGUAGACGACCAGCUGUAGGAAGUGGCAGGCCUGGACCAGCUGUUGAAGGUGGCAGGCUUGGGCCAGCUGUUGAAGGAGGCAGGCUUGGACCAGCCGUUGGAGGUGGGAAGCCUGGACUAGUUGUAGGUGGUAGCAGGCCUGGACCAGCUGUAGGUGGUGACAGGACUGGACCAGCUGUUGGAGAUUGCACAAGGACCACUGCGAGAACAAAGGGAGAGGCAGAUGAAAGUCCAAGUAAGCAAAAGAAGAAUAUUAACGGAGAACGAACAGAAACUAAGAUAUGCAAGACGGAAGAAUUUGGCCAACGCAUUACACUUAAGAGGAACCCUAACUGCUACUACCCAGGGGAGGGCGGCAGUGUGACAGGGAGACAGAAGGUGACCAGCGUGGCGGUGAUGUUUUACGUCUCUGUACAACUGUUGCUGCCCUUCUCCCACUCCAUCACCAAGGGUUAUAAUACCUGGACCGACGGACCUUAUGGGUACAGCUGGGACAUGAUGGUCCACUCGUGGGACACCCUGCACGUCAAGGUCACCGUCGUCAGGAGUGGCACAGGAGAAAAGCUCUACCUCGACCCUAAUGUGUGGGUGAGAAACACUAGGUGGACGGGACACGUCGACCUGGCAGUACAGUACGGCGAGUGUGUGAAGCAGAGGCUAAAAUCCAAGGGUCUUAACAUUUCUGCUCUUUAUCUGGACGUCUGGAAGUCUCUCAAUGGCAGGUUCCAGCAGCGAGUCUUCCAGCCUAAUGUAAACAUCCUGGAAGCUCCUUGGUCACCUUGGAAACAGACGUCGUGGGUGUUACCAGUCGUGGCUGACUUAAGCGCCUGGAGAGAUCGACUAGAGGACUUGCGUUACAGCCUCGACCACCACCACCCGGCUACUGAUGCUAUCUUCGUUGCAGACUUCCCCGGUCUUACCCUGGACAGCUACCUCAGUGAUGACUUGACCAACGUUACUCUUGAGGUUCUUCAAGGUCAAGUGACGGUACUCUUACCCUGCGGUGAUGGUGGUGAUGGUGGUAGUUGUCAUGGUGGAGGUUGUGAUGAUGAUGGUUAUGAUUAUGCUGGUUAUAGUGGUGGUGGUUGUGACGAUGCUGAUUGUGGUGGGGGCGGUUGUGAUGAUGCUGAUGAUUGUGAUGGUUUUGUUGAUGAUGGAGGUCAUGUUGUUGGUGCGAGUGAUGUUGAUGUUGUUGGUGAAUAUGGUAGCAAUAGAAAUUAUGGUGAGGAUAGUGUUAGAGGUAGUGGGCGUGAUGAUGUGGGAAGUGGUGAGGUUGGAGGGAAGGGUGGUUAUGGUGGUGAUGUUGGUGGAGGUUAUGGUGGUGAUGCUGUUUGUGGUGGUGAAGUUACUGAUGGUGGUUGUGAUGAUUGUGGUGAUGAUAAUUAUGGUGAUGUUGGUGGAAGAGACGUUGGUAGAGACUAUGGUGGUGACGUUGUUGUUGAAGGUGAAGUUGGUGAUGCUGGUGCCUCGUGUGGUGAGGUAAGGCAUCGUGUGGCAGGGCUAUAUACACCACUAUAUUCCUCAACUCAUGUCGUGGACACUCACCAAGACGUCGUGGACACUCACCAAGGCGUCGUGGACACUCACGAAAACGUCGUGGACACUCACCAAGGCGUCAUGGACACUCACGAAAACGUCGUGGACACUCACCAAGGCGUCGUAGAAACUCAGCAAGACGUUGUAGACACUCACCAAGACGUCGUAGACACUCACCAAGACGUCUCUGGGGGUGAAAACAAGGAGGACAGUGACAAGGGAGAGAACACCAACACCCAUGAUCAAGAGAAGACUAAAGCCUCGUCCAUGGAAAUUCUAAACAAUACUGAUAAUUUUGACAAAGCGCAAACUGGCUCUGUCUACGCGACUCCUCCAUUUUCUCGCACUGGGCCUGGAAAGAGUCAUUGUUCGGUGGUCCUAAAAGUCGGGGAUAAGAUUGUUCUGCCGCGCGGAUCAUUUCACUCCGUCACUACCACCUCCCCACAACCUUCCUCCUAUAUGUAUCUAUUCACCAACACAACCUUGCUGGAGGUGUACCGCCGGGCUUUGAGGGAAGGUACACAUGAGUCAAUUGGAGCCACAAGAACGCAGACACAAAUAUUCGUUCAUAGAGAGAGUCUGGAUGGCCAGAAUUUACAGGCACAGCGCUUUAAAGAACAACAGAAUAGAGAGCGUAAGGAUGGGGAUGAACCGGAAGGAAAGGAUAAAGUCCCGAGUGAAGGAAGAGAAACUGAAAGAGAGGACAGUAAGAAGAGGAUAACUCAUCAGGUAAAUAUGUACCAAGACUCAUUCGGUGAUAUCCCGACGUGGCAGGAUUUCACGAAUUUUGUGUUGUGGAAGUGGGCGACGUUUAAGCGCAGUGGGAGUCUGUUAGUGUCGGCGUGUCGUAGUGUUAUCAGCGGGACGCCUAUGACGUUCAAGUAAUACGAGAAGUUUUGUCACAUAACUCUAAUGAAUGACAGUUUAACUUUCUGAUGUGAAUAUACUGUACUUGAACUCUCUCAGCUGUUGCCCUUCAAGUCUACGAAAUUCCACUGGAUUUGAAUAUUCUACUAAAUGAAAUAGUCAUUAUUUUCUCAUCUCAUCAUUACUUCACCAGUGGCAGUAGAUUAAGUAAACAAAUAUAUUGUAGUGAGCAAAGCCAUCUGACAGGGUGUUAAACGUCAUAAACGUCAUGUAGUCACUGUUGAAGCCUGAAAUGUAUCCUGUAAUAUUAAUAAAUUGUCUCAAAAUC
Molecule: messenger RNA, 2826 nt
Organism: Homarus americanus (American lobster)
Lineage: Eukaryota; Metazoa; Arthropoda; Malacostraca; Decapoda; Nephropidae
Biological process (GO): peptidyl-glutamic acid carboxylation
Molecular function (GO): gamma-glutamyl carboxylase activity; vitamin binding
Source: RefSeq, a predicted model, not a curated record